This is a messenger RNA of Mizuhopecten yessoensis (Yesso scallop), 3006 nucleotides long. RefSeq lists its product as uncharacterized. The record is from RefSeq and is a predicted model, not a curated record. Bases 113 to 859 code for a protein of 248 amino acids. The transcript is spliced from 8 exons. NCBI's taxonomy places the organism in Eukaryota, Metazoa, Mollusca, Bivalvia, Pectinida, Pectinidae.
UUGUUCAGACAAGGUUUGAUGCUGUAGCCUACCAGACAUAGAGUUUUACCGGAACCUGCUAGUCAUCUGGUCAGUAGUGUGGACACUGACGGUGGUUAAAGCAUCAGUCAACAUGAGUCGUUUACCCAAUGUCAAAAGAACCAAUCAAAGUUCUACCCACUAUCCUACAUCUACCAGUGAUAAAGCUGUAGACGGCUGUACAAACCAGCAUUUAUCCGGUGGAUGUUGUUCACAUACAUCGGAAGGAGCAAUGGAAGCGUGGUGGCAAAUCGACCUACAGGGUCAGGUGGUCAUGGAAUAUGUAAAAAUAUUCUACAGAUAUGACGGGUUUCUUCAACCAAGACGAUUUGGUGGCUACCAAAUAUACCAGUCGAACACGUCGGAUUGGCGAAACGGAUACCUUUGCCAUAAAGACACAACACCUACGCCGAACGCUUUGUCAUUGACUCCCCAGAUCCCAUGUACAGGCAGCGCUCAGUACCUGACUAUUUACAGCGACAGACGGCCAGGAGGUCUACCGUGGUACUCUGAUACUGCUAUUUUGGAGCUUUGUGAGGUAGAAGUGUAUGGUUGUCCGUUGGACAAAUAUAGUAAAGGUAAAUGUGAAAGAGUUUGUGAUGCAGGAUGUGCCGAUAGCCUUUGUGAUCCAGUCACUGGAGAAUGCGCAAAAUGUGUGCCUGGUAUGUAUGGCCCCAACUGCACUCAGACCUGUCCUGUCAGCUGUCAAGACAAGUGUGAAAGAAACACCGGAGAAUGCAAUGUAGUGUCCAUGUCACGUGAUGUCCGCUACCUGUGGUCGUGCAUGCAGGUAUACAAGUGUGUAUGCAAGUGUCUCCUCUUGGUUUUUUUUGGUCAGUAGUCUUUGUGUGUAUUUGGCACCAAAGCUACUGAUUCUGCACAAACACAUGACGUUGAACUGUUGUGAAAACCAUUGCGACAAAAUACUGGAGACAUUGAAGUAUUCGGUAUGUACAAUUAUGAUUUCAAUAUUAUCGUAAGCAAUAUUGUUUUUGCUUAAAAUGUAUAUUGUUAAAAUAAUAACUAUUAAGCUGAACUCGUCUUUCGAAGAAUCGACAUUUUUUGCCCACAAUUUAUCAGAAUAAUUUAUGUAUGUGUAUUUAGUAAUACAUUAUAUCUAUCUUUACAUGUCUAGAUCUACUAAGUUACUCUAUUGAAUACAUAUAUUCAGGUGAACUAUCAGCGGUCCAACAAAAUCGAAUCUCCUGGUUCUUUUGUCUACUUAAAAUUGGAUCUAAUGCAAACAUACUGAAAACAAAUCAAAUACUUGAAACAUGCCUAAGUUCACACGAGUUUUCCGAAUUUUGUAAAUAAAUCAUCUGAUCCGACCCCAUCGCUCAUUUGUGCACAUUUAAACACAAUAUGCGCACUAUAUUGUUUGGUGAUUUGUGCGUAAACCUUGUAAUUGUAUAUUAUGUAUGUAUACGAUUCAUAAAAAUAAACGCUUACUUAAUGUAUUUUGAUAAUAAUUUAAAUGAGUUGUAUAUUUUAUUAUUGAGUAAAUGAUGACCGACAUUUGAAGUUAUUGAAAUAAAUGGUAAAUUAAAACAUGUUUAACAUUAUUAAAUUAUAGAUAUUCUUAUCUAUUGUAAUAUGUGCAUUUUGUUCUUUGCAGGGUCUUAUUAUGAUUAUUAUUGAAAAUACACAUCUAGAUAGAGAAGAAAGUAUACACAAAUGUUUGUUACAAACAAUCAGUGAAGGAGAAUCUCAAUAAAAGAAAAAGCUAUAUCCUGUCACUCAUGACUCAUGGAGUAUCCUUACGUAAAUUAUCGAUGACUUUGUUUUUUUAUACCAUUACCAUACAUCAUGUGUUUAUAUCUACCUUUAAACAUCACUUGAUAAAUAUGCAAUUCAGCAAUUGAUUUUCAGCUAAUAUUAAUACAAUUCUAUAUUCAAAUAAUAAGCUUAUAUAUACCAUCAGCUUUGUUGGAAGAACAGUUAACUUGUAUGCGUAAACAUUUGUUUUAUUUGUUUCCCCAUGUACCCCUAGAGGUUUGAAGGUAGAGACUAGCAUGUGACCUUACCUGUCAAUUGAGCUGAAAAUGCAAACAAACAGAUGACCAUCUUAAAGACUAUUUGUGCAUGUGCGGGUGAGAGGGUGGGGAGCAACGCCAUGUCAACAAUUGUACGACACAUGGGACACUAGAACGCAAACUACAGCUUACAUUGAAUCCCAGUACAAGUGUGGCAUGCCAGUCUGCACUUAAAACUUGAUACCAUAUUUGGAUACCGAGGUAUGUGUUGGGGAAGAUGACUUAGCUUCGUGGUUCGGGAGGCCGUAACUGUCAGUAAGGACCCCGACCAACACUUACAGGAAAGGAAGGUUGUGACUCUGACUUUCCCGUGGGUCCUGACUAUGUAUACUGUGAUGACGGGAAGUGGUGCCUAGGUGCUAAGGAAUAAGCCUGUUGCUUGGAAAAAGUAGACAGCUCUAAGGUGGAUAUCUACCCACCUGUGUGGAUUGUAUUUCAAGGACAUUGUAUUCACAGAUCGAUAGCUGUCAUUGAUAUAAUGUACCAUUUCUUGUUAACUUGUAUACAUAUUAAGUCAAUUGUAUGAAUGUGAGAAUGGAUAUUAUAUACUUUUUGUUCUUAAUAUAUGUUGAAAUGAAAUAUUUUAAAUAAUGUAAAUAGCGUACCUUGUGUUCCUAUUCCUUCACGAGAGUUGACAAUAUUCUCAUCCCGUUACACCCGUAUAAUGAAACACCUUAUCCGGACGAAAACAAUGAAUGAAAAUUAUGAACUACUGGACCCUCUGGCGAGAACCUAUACUUGUUCACGAAACUACAAACACGAUUAUGCAGAACAAAAAUACAACAAUAUGGAAGAAAAACUCACUUUGCAGAGAAGACAAAUGUGUACUAUUAAAGUUAUCAUCAUAUUACUGAUCAAACACAUCAACUCAUGUAAAUGAAUAAAAAAAAUUCAAAACGCAAAAUUUGAACUUUUUCAAUACCAUAUAGACGUCUACUGGUGGGAUAUCGAGGCU